CUUUGAACUCUCGCCUGAAAGGCUUUGGUUUCAAACGGAAGUCGAGCGCCCCGAACCAGCCUCAGGGGAGUGCCAGCCCCGACUCCAGCGAGCAGCAGAGCCCGACCCCGCCUCCGGGACCUCCUCAGAUACCGCCGCCGUUCCCCUCGCGCCCGGGUCCCGUCCCGCCGAGUGCACCCAACUCAUCGCAGACGAGCCUCCAAAUGAAUCACCCAGGUGUUGGUCCGCGGCCGCCUAGCUACUCAGCAAACUACCCUCCUGGCCCUCCCGGCCCCAUCGGCCGCACCAGCCCUCUCGCGAACCAAGGCCCGACCCGCACUCCACCGUCGCAAAUGGUUGGAGGCCCUCCCCCCAUCAACACCGGGGCCCCUCCGGUCGCUGGGUAUCCACCUCCCGUCAUGGGAGGCGGUCCUCCGCCUGUCCCUGGCGGCCCUCCGGGAUAUGCGGGCCCUACCGGCUACCCUCCGCCGGUCCCUGCGCAACCAGCCGGGCCCAUUGCGCCUUACGCGCGCAAUACUGCCGCCGAGGUCGAAGGUAACAGCCGGAGCAAGGCCCAGCUGAUCGUUGGCAUCGAUUUUGGUACCACGUUUUCCGGCGUUGCGUUUGCGUUUGCGACAAACAACGAAGCGAAGGAGGAUAUUAUCACGGAGUGGCCCGGCGCCGGCUCAUAUACAAAGCAAAAGAUCCCGACUGUGCUCUACUAUGACCAGUACCAGAAAGUCGUUGGCUGGGGCCCCGAUAUCGCCGACGCCCUCGCCCCGACCGGCUACCCCAAGCCGGGUGUGCAGAAGGUGGAAUGGUUCAAACUGCAGCUGAUGCUGUCAGGUAACACAUACAUUGAUCCCAUCAACCUCCCGCCCCUGCCGCCGGGCAAAUCGGAAAUCGACGUUGCGGCCGACUACCUCUUCAAGCUCCGCCAGGCGAUGCGCGCGGCUCUCCAGAAGACGCUGGGUGAGGUGUUCAACCGCGAGGAGAGAAACAUCCGAUACUACCUGACCGUGCCCGCCAUCUGGAACGAUGCUGGCAAGGCGGCGACAAGAGCAGCGGCCAUUCAGGCCGGUUUCCUCCGCGACGAGAACGAUAACCGCCUGACGCUGGUCAGCGAGCCCGAGGCCGCCGCUCUCUUCUGCUCCAAGACCGGCCUGCUGAAUCUCAAGGUGCACGACGCGGUCCUCAUUGUCGAUUGCGGUGGCGGCACGGUAGACUUGAUCGCCUACGAAGUUGAAGACGAGAAUCCCUUCACGGUCGCGGAAUGCACAGCCGGUUCUGGCGACUCGUGCGGCUCGACGGCUCUGAACCGGAACUUCAGCAACAUUCUCCGGACGAAGAUCCGCAAGAUGAAGCUGCCUGACGGCUCCAAGACUGCCGGCCGUGUGUAUGCCAAGUGCAUCAUGGACUUCGAGAACCGGAUCAAGGCCGACUUCCGGAAUAACGGUCAGAAGUGGGCUGUGGACGUUGGCAUUGAGGCCGAGUUCCCCGAGGCGGGCAUCGAAGAGGGCUACAUGACCUUCACGAACGAGGAGAUUCUGCAGUGCUUCGAGCCCGUCGUCAACCGUAUUCUGGAGCUCGUCCGGAACCAGAUCAUUGCGAUCCAGGCGCAGAACCGGACCCUCCAGAACAUCUUGGUCGUCGGCGGCUUCGGCGCCUCGGAAUAUCUCUUCCAGCAGAUCAAGCUCCACGUCCCUCCGCAGUUCCAGUCCAAGGUCGUCCGGCCCAUGGACUCGGUCGCCGCGAUUGUCAAGGGUGCCGUCACUGCCGGUAUCACCGAGAGAGUCAUCACGCACCGUGUUGCCCGCCGCCACUACCUCAUGGCCACCCUCCAGCCCUUCAAGGAAGGCUACCAUCCCGAGGCAUAUCGCGUGCCCUCGCUUGACGGCAAGGACCGCUGCAAGUUUACCCGCCAGAUAUUCGUCCAGAAGGGGCAGAAGGUCAAGAUUGGCGAGCCGGUUAAGGUGUCGUUCUUCCGCCAGGUCGCCCCUGGCGCUACCCUCAUGUACGAGGACAUUCUGUACGCCUGCGAUGACGACGUUUGCCCAGAGUACACCAAGGAUCCGAGAAUCAAGGAGGUGGUGACGCUCACGUCGGACCUGUCCCGCAAGAACCUGGAGAAGGACUUCGAGCGCAUGGACACGCCUCAGGGCACCUUCUACCGUGUCUACUUCGACAUCUACCUUACGCUUGACGGCUCCGAGUUCAGCGCCGAGCUUGUCUGCCAAGGCGAAGUCAUGGGCCGUUGCAGGGCACGGUUUAGGUAAAGCAGGAGACAGGCGUGUUUGGACGGAAGUUUAGCUGCUUUUCAUUUUCGCACCGCAUCGGAUCUCCACAGUGAUACCUCUUGAAGUAAAAAUGGGCGUGUUUCGCAUAGCAGGCAAUGUGAGGCUCAUUCAAUUAAACAUGGCAAUAUGCUGAGUUUGGGUGGGGGUGUUGACAGUUGUUUUGGUUCGCUUGACUCGAUGGAGGAGGGAGAAAGGAACAGUGGGGGAGGAUAAUUUUUGAUGGAUUUAGAACUUCGAGACGGAGUCGAUUUAGAUGAUUCUGUGUCGACUUGUUUGUUCAAACUUCUCCACAGAUCUUCUUCCAUCGUGGCAACGGGCGUACUGUACGGAGUAUGUAAGCCAGACCAGAUCUCCAGAGUGUCUCUUCCAAAGUAAACUGCCCGGAUCCGCGCCAACAGCCGAAAUGUGUGUACGGAAUAGUUCGCUAAAGUUGGCUUCCAUAGGCAUCCACUCGUUGCCAUUAUAUAGGACGUGGAUUCACUAUUUCUCGUUUCCAAACCAACGUCCAAUCUCCACCCG
Messenger RNA from Thermothelomyces thermophilus ATCC 42464, 2795 nucleotides. RefSeq lists its product as uncharacterized. Gene Ontology annotation, molecular function: ATP-dependent protein folding chaperone; ATP binding. Bases 204 to 2255 code for a protein of 683 amino acids. The record is from RefSeq and is a predicted model, not a curated record. NCBI's taxonomy places the organism in Eukaryota, Fungi, Ascomycota, Sordariomycetes, Sordariales, Chaetomiaceae. The transcript is spliced from 4 exons.